Messenger RNA from Closterium sp. Yama58-4, 2655 nucleotides. The record is from the annotation of a GenBank genome assembly. Lineage: Eukaryota; Viridiplantae; Streptophyta; Zygnematophyceae; Desmidiales; Closteriaceae.
AUGGAGGUGAGCGAGGGGGAAAGCGACGAAGAUGACGAGGACGACGCUGACGAUGAGGACGACAGUUGGAAUGACGAUGACGAAAACUACCUGUCGAACUCGCUGUCCGCGCUCAACAAGGGGGAGGCGGAAGAUAACGAACGGGUGCGGGGUACGCGAACGGACUUGGAGGUCCCCAUCGCGGACUGGAACAGGCUUGGCGUGGACGACACGCCGGCCGCGAAAAGAGAGGUGUGCAUGGGCAUCCUCUACGGUGUCUCGGAGGCCACGCUGAAGAAAUAUCGCGGUUGGGCAAGAGAGUACAAGCUCUUCAUGGCGCACGAGCUGCCAAAACUGGACGCGAAUAGGUUCGGUGAGGAGGCCGCGUUGGAAAACGCGAACCCCGACGAGAUCGGGGCCGCGCUCGAGCAGAACAUGGGUAGUGACUGGAAGAUGGCCAAGGGCGACGAGCAGUGGUUCCACGGCCCUGAGACGAAUCCGUGGAGGUUACGCAAAUACGUGACCUUCCUCGCGAACGAGACGGUCGCACAGGCGGACAGGAUGGCCACGCUCAAGCGGCCCGACAAGACCCUGAAGAAGAGACGCCAGUGCUCCCCUGCAAUGCUGAUGGGGCGUCUCAAGGCUCUGAACAUGCUCAUCAAGCUGGACGGGGCCAUCUUCAGGAAGCCCGUGCUGAAUUUGUUGCGCGACUUUGCGGAGUGUCGCAUCUGGGUCCGCGUUCAAGUACGCGACCAAUACAAGCGGUUUAUCUCGGAACACAUGGAUCGCCAUCGGGGCACGGCCGCGGACACGUACAACCCGGACGAGUUCAAGAAGAUGAUGCGGAAGACCAGCAUGUCCGCAAUCUUGAGCAGCUUCACACUAGCCAAGCAACAGUACACCCAGGCACUGCAUCGCGACCUCUGCAUCCGCACGAUGACCGUCCUCGGUCAUCACACACUAGCCCGCGGCUGCACGAUCAGAAACCUCCAGCUUCCAGACAUGAUGAUGUGGAAGCUCGGCGCAAAAUCCGAGACGGAUCCAGUGCGGAAAGCGUUCGCGUUUGUCUGCGCGUGCAGGACGGGCAAGACAAACAAGGACUUCUCGCUCAACUACAUCUCGGCAGUGAGACACAUAGACUGGACUCUGUGCGCGGUCGGAGCCACGCUGCUGUGGGUGCACUGGGUGUACGACUUGGUCCCCAUCCUCUACGGGGACAUAGCCCCCCCUCUCGACUUCACGGAACCCUCGACGUGGUACGACCAGUACCUCUUCUUCCCCCUUCGCGCGGGCACCGAGAAGCAGAUUCCGCCGACAACUCAUCACGACUGGGCGGCGAAGAUUCUGGGGGACGCGGGAAUCACAUGCUCGCGUGUGGUUCACGCGACCAGGGCUGGGGGGGCGCAGCACGCGUCCGCGGACGGAAUGCCCUCCGAUCAGCUGGCGAGACUGGGGGGGUGGCGCUUCAUCGACGUGAUGACUAAGCACUACCUCACAACUAUUCCGAGGGAGGCCGUGCUCCUGAAGGCUGGCUUCACAGGGGUUGAUGGUGACUACUUCCUGGGUCGCGCAGCUGUACUGCCGAGCGAGGCGCUGGAGAAGCUGCUGAGGAAGCACAUUUUCCCCUGGGCCGCCGCGGAUAAAGGGCAGAAACAGUGCCAUGAUUACAACAGCAAGAUGGUCAAAGAGAAGAAGCCGGAGAAGCAGGACACCGCGGGGCUAAACAUACUGAAGGAGCUGGAUGGCGAGGCUAGGAUGGCGGUCGCACAAGACCUGGCCAUGUAUUACAUACACCAGCCGCGACACCCGUACGUGGUCAACAACCCGCUCUGCCAGACAGAGGAAUUUGCGCGGUGGGCAGCAGAUGUCUCAUUGGCAAAUCAGCUGGCCAUAGUUCAGCCGGACAACACAAGGCUGGGCGUAGAGCUGGCCGCGACCCAGAGACGGGUGAAAGAGCUGGAGGGGCUGCUAGAAGAUCGCGACCGGAGGCUGGCUGAGAAGGACGAGCGCGUGAAUGACCUGGAAGCCCAGCUGUCGCGUCUCACCGUGAGCAGCUCAGGGCCGACCGCGGAUCCGAGUCCGGCAAACACUUCCGGAGCCGCGGCCGCGCCUACCAAUUCCGCAACCCCCACCGACCAGGGGACGCGUAAGAAACCAGCACAGCCGACCAGGGAAGAGACAAUUCAAGACGCGAUCAUGAAACCAUGGGUCAACGCGACCAAGCCGUCGGACGGAUGGAAGCUGUACAGGUCCACGCACGCGCUGGUCGGCGAGAGUCCAGAGUCGCUCCUGGCCCAACCCCGCGGUGCAGUUACGCGAAUGGCCGAGCUGAUUGGGAAGGAGGGAGGCGGCCAGAACGCGAUAAACCGUGUAAAGCGAGUCAUGGACUUCAUCUCCCGCAGGGUGGAGCAGGGAGACAACAUCGCGGUCGUGCUCGACAAGCUCGACCUCGUGUCUCAAGCUGUGGGCAUGUCGGGUGUGUCGGAAGGGAUCGCGGUGAAGAAGAAGAGUGUUGACCUGAACCUGAGCGAGCUGAAGAAGGGUUCCCCGGCGGAGGUGCAGUUGCGGGUGAAAUGGAUGCUUGUACGCGACCGCUUCAUCGAUGCCUCUCUUCCCGCGUCAGAGUUCCCGACCGCGUGGCCUCAGUACUGUGCCCAGAUGCCUCCGCUAGCUUAG